Molecule: messenger RNA, 234 nt
Organism: Aspergillus nomiae NRRL 13137
Lineage: Eukaryota; Fungi; Ascomycota; Eurotiomycetes; Eurotiales; Aspergillaceae
Exons: 1
Coding region: 1-234 (77 amino acids)
Source: RefSeq, a predicted model, not a curated record
AUGGCCUUUAAAUCCACCAAGUCAACCACCACCAUCUCGGACGACGCGGCAUCAACCCGCUCCUACCUUUCCACAACAUCAACCCUAAAGGGCACCGAUGCCGAACCCACCAAGAAGAAAUGGCUCUCCCUGAAGAAGACAGAGAAGACGGAUACCUCCAGGCCGAAGCACACCGAAAAAUCCAAGAAAACGCUACACUAUGAGGCCAUGGCUACUUACCUUGCGUAUCGGUGA